AUGGCGUGGCCGAACAAGAACAGAGAUAUGCUCUAUCGGCGCGUGGGCAAUUCUGGCCUACAUGUCUCUGUGAUUGGGCUGGGAGGUUGGCUGACAUUCGGUGGCCACGUCGAUAAUACUGUCGCAUUUGAAUGCAUGAAACAAGCCUAUGACUGCGGAAUCAACUUCUUCGAUACAGCUGAAAGCUACGCGGGCGGGCAGUCUGAAAUCGUCAUGGGGCAAGCCAUCAAGCAUUAUAGGUGGAAACGAAGCGACCUCGUUAUCAGCACUAAGCUCAACUGGGGUCUCGCUAACGGUGAAAUCCUGAUUAACAACCAUGGUCUCUCACGCAAGCAUAUUAUAGAAGGAACACGGGCCUCCCUGGAACGGCUACAGCUUGACUAUAUUGACAUCAUCUAUGCCCAUCGACCAGACAGACUGACACCAAUGGAAGAGACCGUGAGAGCAUUUAACUUUGUGAUUGAACAAGGGUGGGCGUUCUACUGGGGCACCUCAGAGUGGAGUGCAGACGAAAUCACCGAAGCAUACGGGAUAGCAAAGUCACUCGGUCUCGUUCCACCUAUUGUAGAGCAGCCGCUGUACAAUAUGUUAGAUCGUGAGAGGGUUGAAGGACAGUUUCAGCGACUCUACUCUCGAUGCAGAGUUGGCUUGACGACCUUCUCCCCCUUGAAGAUGGGUCUUCUUAGCGGCAAGUACAAUGAUGCAGCGACAAUGCCUCCAGCAGGAUCCCGCUUUGCUGAGAGCCGUGACCAAUUUGCCAGCAGUGUCCGGGCAGACUGGGAGAAUAAGCAGUGGGCAGGAUAUAUUAAAAAGGUUGCUGGCCUGAAGACGAUGGCGGAUAAGCUCGGAGUCAAACUGUCCCAAUUGGCCCUGGCUUGGUGCCUGAAGAAUGAGAACGUUUCCUCUAUCAUUUCAGGCGCUUCACGGCCCGAACAGGUUGUCGACAACGUGCAGAGUCUAAAAUUGCUGCCGAAAUUGACUCCGGAAAUUAUGGCCGAGAUUGAUGAGUACCUCCAGAAUAAACCCAUCCAGGAUCCUUCUAGGCAGGAUUGA
Molecule: messenger RNA, 1053 nt
Organism: Aspergillus tanneri
Lineage: Eukaryota; Fungi; Ascomycota; Eurotiomycetes; Eurotiales; Aspergillaceae
Product: putative voltage-gated K+ channel beta subunit (KCNAB)
Exons: 6
Coding region: 1-1053 (350 amino acids)
Source: RefSeq, a predicted model, not a curated record